AUGAAACAGGGAAUGGGGCUUGAUGCAGACUGUCCCAUUGUCUUCCGAAUGAGCUUUGAAGGGAGAGAAAUCAAUAUCACAGCAGCCAGCAGAGGGAGACAGUAUAGAAAGAGAUUUGGAGUGAAAAAAACAGGUGGAAUAAACCUUGUAUCAACAACAAUCUUUUGUCUUAUUUUACAGACCAACAGUAAAGCUUUCACAGCCAAGACAUCUUGUGUCCGCAGACGAUAUCGUGAGUUUGUGUGGUUAAAGAAACAGCUGCAAAAAAAUGCUGGCUUGGUGCCUGUCCCAGAACUUCCAGGGAAAUCUACUUUCUUCACAGGCAAUACUGAUGAAUUCAUUGAGAAACGAAGACAAGGAUUGCAACAGUUCUUGGAGAAGACGGUACAGAAUGUUGUACUCCUUUCAGAUAGCCAGCUGCACCUUUUCCUACAAAGCCAACUCUCUGUACCAGAAAUUGAAGCUUAUGUGCAGGGUCGGGGCCCUAUGAGUGUCACUGAUGCCAUUCUCCACUAUGCCAGGUCCAAUUGUGGUUGGAUUCAGGAGGACAGUCAUUCAGCUUUGCUGGCUGUGCAUGACUUUGGCAACAGUUUUGAUGAAGAAAGCCAGUUUGUCCAAAGCUCCAUAGAACCACUCACUCAUUGGAGUGAUGUCAGCAUAGAUGGCAACAAAUUGGAGAGUCCGUGUUCUGAGGAAGAUGACCAUCAACCAACAGGACUGCUACAGGCUGGUUCCACAGCAUCAAAUCACCACAUCAAUUAGCGAGAAUAAAAAAGCCCAUUCAGGAUGUGCUUUGGAGCUCAGCAUAAACUUUUGCCACUUAAGUUGAAAAUUAUUUGGAUUAUUAGAACUCCAGGCGGAAGUGUUUGGAUUAUUCCUAGUGGCUUGGGUGUGAAAAGCCUGGACCAGUGAACUGUUUGAACAAUUAGAAUUGAAGCAUAUGAAUGCAGAAGUAGUUUUCCAGUAUGCUUUUUUUCUGCUCUUCCACUUUGAUCCUUCGUCUUCCUCAACUUUUUGUAUAUUUUGACAAAUUAUCCUGCAUAGGAAAGUGCUCUGGCUUGUUGACUAUGUUCUCUUCCCUCAUCCUCCAUGUCUAUAUCUGAUAAUGCUUGUUGCACAACCCCAGCUGCCUUUUGUAGGUGUAUCAAAACUAUUUGCCUGUAGUACAGCUUCUUUUUAAGAUGGUGCCAGAAAGCCCACCUGUUUGCCAUGAAUGCCAAAUCCACAUCUGGGUUUUUUGGUAGAUAUACACAGCUGGGACAAAAGGCCAGACUCCCUCCCCAAUUCAUUAUUGCUAGAGCUGCUAAG
Molecule: messenger RNA, 1308 nt
Organism: Thamnophis elegans (Western terrestrial garter snake)
Lineage: Eukaryota; Metazoa; Chordata; Lepidosauria; Squamata; Natricidae
Gene: SNX11
Product: sorting nexin 11
Exons: 5
Coding region: 1-762 (253 amino acids)
Biological process (GO): intracellular protein transport
Molecular function (GO): phosphatidylinositol binding
Source: RefSeq, a predicted model, not a curated record